AUGCUGCAUCGGUACGCUCACCAGUUCGGUCGGAAGCUGGUCCAAAGGCGGCCACUGGAGCCCCAGGAGAAGUCUGAAAGUCACAGAGCUCCUCUGAACACCCUCGACCUGGUGAUCUUGGGUGUGGGCAAGAUCCUGAGAGCUGCCAUCUACAUCCUGAUUGGUAAAACAGUCAAGUACACAACCGGACCAGCGAUCGUCAUCUGCUUCUUGGUGGCCACCUUGUUUUCUCUCCUGUCAGGGUUCUGCUAUGCCGAGUUAUGGGCCCGGGUACCACACUUCAGUUCUGCGUAUCUCAACUGCUAUGUCACCAUGGGUCAGCUGUACGCCUUUAUCACUGGCUGGAACCUCAUCCUGUCCUUAGUCCUUGGAACCGCCAUUUUGGCCAGGGCCUGGAGCUACAUCUUUGACAGCCUCAUUGGGAACCACAUCUCUCAGGCCUUACAAGGAAUUUUCUCUCUGCACGUGCCCCACUUCCUGGCCAAGUACCCAGACUUUCUGGCCUUGGCCCUGGUGCUGCUGUUCAUGGCAUCCCUCACCCUCAUCCUUCCCUACUACCAGAUUCAGCCUGACAACCCCUUGUCACAGACCUUUCUGCACGGUGGGUGGAUUUCCGCCAGAUACGUCCUGAGUGUCGGCAUCAUUUGUGCUGUUACGUACAGUGCCAUGUUCCCCAUGUCUCAGGUGAUCUACGCGAUGGCAGAGGACGGGCUCCUUUUCCGGGAACUUGCCCAGGUCCGUGCCCACACAGGCGCCCCCAUCAUGGCCAUCAUGUCUUCCGGAAACCUCGCAGGGGUCAUGGCAUUACUCUUCGAGCUCAGUGAUCUUGUGGACUUCUUGUCAGCUGUGACCCUGCUUGCUUACACUCUCGUGGCAUUUUCCAUCCUUGUCCUCAGGUACCAGUCACACCUGAAGGAGAAAACAGAGGAGGAAAUUGAGAUGGAGCCUGAAGCUGAAGGAAGUCCUUUGGACUCUGUACCUGAAGCAGGAACCUCAAACAUCCUGAGGAUUCUCCUGCUGACCAUCCUGAGUGUGAUCCUGGCCCUGUGGCCCAGCCAGGUGUUCUCUGGAGACCCCGUGCUCACAACAGGGGCUGUGCUGCUGCUGCUGCUCAUCACUGGGGUCACGGCCAUCAUCUGGAGGCAGCCCCAGAACCCCUCACCUCUUUAUUUUAAGGUCCCUGCUCUGCCUGUCCUCCCACUGGUGAGCACCUUUGUGAACCUUUACUCUAUGAUGAGGAUGACCACUGUGACCUGGGCCCUAUUUGGCAUCUGGAUGGUGAUUGGAUUUGCCAUAUACUUUGGGUACAGGAUCCGACACAGCUUGGAGGAGAACAAUGAGCCACAGCCACCAGCCUCCGCUCCCCAGACUUGA
This is a messenger RNA of Bubalus bubalis (water buffalo), 1374 nucleotides long. RefSeq names its product cationic amino acid transporter 3. The transcript has 9 exons. Gene Ontology annotation, cellular component: plasma membrane. Lineage: Eukaryota; Metazoa; Chordata; Mammalia; Artiodactyla; Bovidae. Gene Ontology annotation, molecular function: amino acid transmembrane transporter activity. Gene Ontology annotation, biological process: transmembrane transport; amino acid transport. Bases 1 to 1374 code for a protein of 457 amino acids. The record is from RefSeq and is a predicted model, not a curated record.